UUUGCUGUCUCCCCCACUACAAGACUUUCUAUCUAAUUGAGGUCUAAAAAUGAGCCACAAGAGAUGCACCUUUAUCAAGCCCAACGUUCAAUUAGGUAAAGCUUUAUCAGCCUCAUGUGAUGAUCCACUGUUUUGUCCAGCAAACUAGAUUGAUUUAAUUUUCUUUUAAUGUAUUAAACAAACAGUUUCACCAGAACAGACAAGAAGAAACCCCACUUGACAGAAAGUCACAGUUGGGCCUAAUGGGUGUGAUUGGAAGUGACAAUCCAGAUAGAGUCACAACUUGCUAGAUUCCCCUGACCUUCCCUGCUCUUGUGUUUUUAAACCUUCCAUUCAAACAAACUCAAAUUCCAAGCUUACCAAAUUUAGUUUAAGGCUUUCGAGUUUCAACUACACCUAGAGACUUUUUUUUACGUACUUUUUCACUUAGCAAUUAGCAGCAUCAAUGACAAUCAGCCUUCACAAGCACAGCUUCAAUAAGAUAGUAGUAAAGCUGUUCUUGUUGAUUUUAUUGUUGGAAAGCACGAGUUCUUUACUAGAUACAAAUGUGUCUAAUGGGUACUUGGUGAGCGAAAAGGAGUACCUGAAUUGGGUCAAACAAAUAGGUUCCUUCAAGCACUCUCUCUUCCAGAAAGCAACCAACAAGUUAACACCUUGCUCAACCAUAAGAGUAAACAAAAACUCGAAGUUAACUGGUAAUUUUGUUACAGUUCAAAAGGCUAUCAGUUCAAUACCAGUAGUCAAUAACUGUCGGGUGGUUAUUUCCAUCAGUGCAGGGAUUUACAGGGAAAAGGUCCUAAUUCCUGCGACUAUGGCAUACAUUACCCUGGAAGGUGCUGGUGCUGAUACCACCAUUAUUGAGUGGGACGACACAGCCGACCGAAUUGGACAAACUGGGCAUCCAUUGGGUACCUUUGGUUCUGCCACAUUUGCAGUUGAUGCUCCUUACUUCAUUGCAAAGAACAUCACCUUCAAGAAUAUAGCACCAUCGCCACCAUCAGGAGCUCUAGGCAAGCAAGCAGUGGCACUGCGGAUUUCAGCUGACACAGCAGCCUUCUUCAGUUGCAAAGUUAUAGGAGCACAAGACACUCUUUAUGAUCACAUAGGCAGACACUACUUUAAGGAUUGCUACAUUGAAGGCUCCGUCGAUUUCAUUUUCGGAAAUGGUCUCUCGUGCUAUAAGGAGUGCCAUUUAAAUGCCAUCACCAGUACCUAUGGAGCCUUGACUGCUCAAAAGAGAGAGAGCUUCCUUGAGGAAACUGGCUUCUCAUUUGUCAAUUGCAAGGUCACUGGAUCAGGUGCCCUUUACCUGGGAAGAGCUUGGGGCACAUUCUCUAGGGUAGUCUUUGCGUACACAUACAUGGACAAGAUCAUCACUCCUAGAGGAUGGUAUGACUGGGGAGACAAAAACAGGGAAACGACCGUAUUUUAUGGACAAUACAAGUGUUGGGGACCAGGGGCUGAUUUCGGGGGCAGAGUUUCAUGGUCUAGGGAGCUCACUGCUGAGGAGGCUGAACCAUUUAUUUCACUUGGUUUUAUCAAUGGCCAGGACUGGCUCCCAAACUAGAGAUAAUUUCAAGUUAUCAACUGCACUUGGUACACCAUCAACGCCACGGUGCAACUCAAAAAUAUAUUUUAGUGAGUUACAACACAACACAUAUUCUCAUUCCCAACAGUUAAAUUGAAAAAAAAAAAA
This is a messenger RNA of Quercus lobata, 1696 nucleotides long. Its product is annotated as probable pectinesterase 53. Gene Ontology annotation, biological process: cell wall modification; pectin catabolic process. Gene Ontology annotation, molecular function: pectinesterase activity. Bases 446 to 1567 code for a protein of 373 amino acids. The transcript has 4 exons. NCBI's taxonomy places the organism in Eukaryota, Viridiplantae, Streptophyta, Magnoliopsida, Fagales, Fagaceae. The record is from RefSeq and is a predicted model, not a curated record.